Molecule: messenger RNA, 7078 nt
Organism: Anopheles aquasalis
Lineage: Eukaryota; Metazoa; Arthropoda; Insecta; Diptera; Culicidae
Source: RefSeq, a predicted model, not a curated record
AGAGAGAGAGAGAGAGAGAGAGCGAACGAUCAAAAGGCCGCCUCGUUACGCCACGCCCGACCCUCGAUGCCGAUUGGUUGCGUUUGUUGACUCAGGCAGCGCGCUUAGCCACUCGUCCCGGGGUCUGCUGUCAACGGUUCCGGUUGCACGUACGGCUCGUUCCGGGUGUUUUUAGGAGCAGAAGACAAGAAGAAGAGGAGGGCAGGAAAAAAAGUAAGAACCGAGUGAUCGAGUGGUCCCGGCGCCGCCGUGGCGACACCAAGGCAGACAGCAGAAGGAAGGUCGUGUAAUUAAAAAAAUAUUUAUGAAUCCCUGACAGACAGAGGGCCCCAGUGUGGUUCUGCUGCUGCUGCUGCUGCUGCUUGUAUCGUUGCACAGUCAGCCAGUCAGCGAGAACACGGAGUGCACGUGAAGUGUGGCACGAGGGUUUGUGAUUCGUAAAGACUCUCUUCCCUUUUUUGCGACAUUCACGCCAACGACAACGACGACAACGACGACAACGACGACGACGAGUAGUGUCGAGGGAAGAAAGGAACGAAACGAAGGCCAAGAAGUUAAUUGCGGUCGAGUGUGCGCGCUCUGUCAAAACACACAGCUAAUAGUGACACUCUUUUUGGAGGGAAGUGGUUCCCAGAGAGAGAGAGAGAAGGAGAGAGAGAGGAAGAGAGUGCGGUUAUAUAUUGCCUGGUGCCUGGUGCUGCAGCCAUCGUCUCCACCAUCGGGGGGGCUGCUGAUGGGGUGGGCUAUUUAAUUCAAUAAAAUAAAGGAGUUGAUGCUUGCACAAUCCACCUUCCCGCAGUGCACGGUGCUACUGGUGCGGGGCGGUUAUGCUGCUGCUGAUGCUGCACAUAAUUUACACCAAGAGUGUGUUUCAUGACGUGCUACGAUUUCACUCCGUUGCCCUCUGCUCGCUCUGAGAGUUUCCGUUCGAUCGAUCGUGGGGUCACGCGUGUGAUUGUGAAAGAGCUGUUUAGCGGUCCGUUUCGUAGCAUCGAAGGUGGCUAUAAGAUAAGUGACAGUUUUCGUUUCGGUCGGCAUCAUUUCGCGUUCGCAUCUCAGCAGCCCUCGAGCCCGGAAAAGUAUGCUACCGGCAUCCAGUGAAUAGUGACUCCGCAACGUUAACGUUGCUCGCUCGCGAAUAAAAUAAGUGGAAAACGAACGAAACGGACUCCCGGGGUGGUGAUGAUUGGUGGAAAUUGGUGCAAGAUGGAUACGGAAAGCAGUGUGGCAGCUUCUCGCCGGUCCUCGCGGUCCAUCGGAUACAUCGGUGCGAUGAAACGGUUCGUCAGCUUCGCGAUUCUGCUUCAGAUCAUCGCCAAUUGUGAUUAUGGCUUCGGUGCGAUUCGAUCGGUUCAGUUGGUGGUGGAACCACCGGCCGUGCGCCGUGGCCAACACGCCACCCUACGCUGUCUGUACGAGCUGGACGAUUCGCCGCUCUACUCGGUCAAGUUCUAUCGAGGUUUGCGCGAGUUCUACCGCUACUCACCGAGCCAGCUACCGAGCAAGAAGAUCUUCCCCUUCCCCGGCAUCAACGUUGACGCCUCACUGUCCGACAACCGGCAGGUCGUCAUCAAGAACGUUGGCUUCGGACUGUCCGGCAACUUUUCCUGUGAAGUGACGGCCGAUGCGCCAUCCUUUUCCACCGCCACCGAGCAGGCCAGCAUGCAAGUAGUGGAGCUACCGGAUAGCGGUCCCACCCUUUGGACAGAACAUUCCCGGUACGAACCGGGUGAUGUGUUGAGGGCGAACUGUACUUCCCAGCCAUCUCGACCGAAGGCAGAGUUGACGCUAACACUGAACAACAUGGUGGUAUACACCUCGCACGAAGAGACGCGAACAACGACGGACAACCUCAUCUCGAGCAGCCUGACGCUCCGGUUGCAUCUUCAAAGCUCACACUUCGGAUCGGGGCUGCUGCCGGGGCUCGGUGGUUCCGUUGGUGGGCCGGCCGGUGGAGCCCUGCUGCUACGGUGUACCGCCACCAUCGGCAAGCUGUACGAACGGUACACGGAACUGGAAUUGGGCGUUCCCCAGCGGGAUCCCAUACCGGCCAGAGUGACAUCAUCUAGUGCCACCAGGAUACUGCCAGGCAUCGUUGGAGGGCUCGCUGGCAGCUUAACCGGUUGGUUGCUGAUCGCAAUCACUCUCAUGACGCUCGCACAGGCGAUGAUCCACAAUCCAGCUCUGGACCUUCUGACCACCACCAGUCACAGCUCGAUCCUUCAAAGAUAGUUUGCUAACCGAACGACCGUAAUGCAGUGUCGCUGUGAGCGCUAGACAGGCUGAGAUAAGGAUGCUGGAUUCCCUGAUUCCGCUGAUCAUGGGAUGAGCGUAAUCCCUAUUUGGCCACAAUCAUUGCUACACUUUCAUUACGCACUCGACUGCUACUAGCAAUGCUACUGAGGGUUUUUACAAGCACACUUACCGACACACAGACACGCAAGAACAGACACAAAUACACACAUCACAAACGGAGCUUACUGAAAGUAUUGGCGGCAGCAGCAACAGUUAUUGCAGUAAUCGAAAAUGCGUGAAAUGCGGUUUGUGUUGAUAUUGAUACCAGCCACCCUUUUCCCCCUCACCACCCACAAAAAAACCUUCUCUCCCACGACAUACUUUGCCGUGAAAUUGCCAGAAACCCAAACAUAAUGUUAAUGAUGUAAUGUAAACCGAUAGGGGUGAGGUGGUAGCAACCAAUCGUGUCGAUGGUUCCAUGGGAUAAUUAUGAUCAUUAUUAGGAUGAUACUGAUGUGGCCGAUGAUGCUGAUGAUGGUGAUGAGUGUGGUGCAGCAGGUUUCUGGCAAACGUUAUUUACCGGUUUGGGAACGGUUAAGGGGAUUGCGCGACUCCCGCUCCAGCGCGAAUCCAGUGUCGAUGCAAUUGACGCUCUUGUCGCUGGAACAUCAUUUGCACCCUGUCUAAUCAAUCGAAACGACUCCAUCACCGUUAUGCAAAGAGUAAUUCCGAACAUCCAAUAAAUACGCAAAACACUCUCGCCGCUGAUGCUCCCAGCAUACGCAGAACGCUUUGCUCACCGGUGCAAAAGUUCAUCACAUCGGUUUGGCGUUUGAUGUUCACUCAGCGAUCCCCGCCCAAAUAAAAAAAAAUGGAGUCAAUGCAUCAACAUCUCCCCGGUUGAUGCAUUUUAAAAAGGACGAUCUAACGAUACCGCGCCGGAAAAAUAAUUAGCUACGAAAAUGGAAUACAAACAUGGCAAUGGUGUAAUGGCAUCAGCGUGCCAGCUCCGGUAUUGCAAUCGGUAUGCAAAUCGUGGGCCCACAAGUGGUAUUGGAAAACGUUUCGCUUCUAGCGUUGAUGGCAAUUAUUGUGACCAUUCGUCGUAGCGUCGUUUGCAUUCGCUAAAUGUUGUCAUUAUGAAAAGAAGGUCCUCUCAAGUCUCUAUUGAGCUCGAAAUAUUCUGCGCCAAAAUGCGCCCCAAGUAGGAGUUCAAUCAGUGGUGCACUCCGUCGAUACACGUCGAUAGAUUCUCGUGUUGUGAUAGGAUCUCCCAAAGAGGAGCUGCAGUAACUAGUUCUCUGCUGCUGCAGCAGCACUUGGUGCAAUCAAGUCGAGCGAACCGAGGCACCACCACCAUCGAACUGAUGAUGAUGAUGAUGCUGCUCCGGAUACUCUGCCAUGAUGCUAGUGCACAGUGCGAGAUCACGGAGGACGAGGUCCCGCGAACCGGUGCCAGUGUGGAGGGAAAAUUUAAUUGAAAAUGAAUAAAUGAAGUUAUGCUUGCCUUGGUGCGCUUUCUUUUGAUGUUUCGAUUACCAUCGCACCGGACUGGUGGCACGAAAAAGAACCGAUAAACGGGUAAAAAACCAGCGAAUGCUGCACGAAACGGAACGGAACGGAACUGUAAUGCGAGGGAAUGAUCGUCACAGAUGAACGGUUUCCACGACCGUUUUGAACCUCAAAUUGGAUCCCUCUUUUUUGCUUUGCUGCACUGCUUGUCCACAUUCCGUUUAACAUUUAAUGGGCACCCCAUCAGUGUUUGGAGAGCAAAAUUGAACUCUGUUAAUGUCCGUGCCAUGUGAUAGGCAUCGAUCCCACAUGGAAAGGCUCCACGAUCGGCACGUGGCACUUGAGCUACCGAACGGAAUUGAUAGCCCCCCGGGGGGGUUUUGGUACGUGCUGGAGGGAGCGUGUAAACAUUGGAUUUGAAAUCAACGCCGAGCUUAAUUACGAUCGAAUCAUGCCUUAAGCAUUUUGCGUAUCCUUUCGCUUCACGUGUUAACCAAUGAAAAGCAACAACCGAAGCGGCACGUAAAGUGAAAUGUUUCAAUUUAAUAAGCUAGUUACUGGAACGGCAUUACCUCUGCGAUGCAAUGCUGCAUUCUGAGUCAACAAAAGCACAAAUUUGAGUGGUUCUUUAAUGCCUGCGCCGGCACCUGUACAGCAGGAGCGCUGCUUUAAGAUAACAAAUUCCACCUUUUUGGGGCCAUCACGCGCUCACGAUCUGCUUCAAUUUGCGUAAAGUAGCGAUGGAUGGAUCCGUGGUGCCCCCCCGGGUGUAGGGGGUGCAUAAAGCACCAUUUGUGGCCUCCAUGCAGGCGCGCGUUGGGAGCGAAACUUGACAAAAAUGCAAAAAAGGCACCGAAAGGGACCACGUGCCACCUUUCCAUUUGGGUGUUUCGGGUGAUGGAAAGGAUGGAAGGGAUGGCAAAUGGCAUGCAUCGUCGUCGUCGUCGUCGUCGUGGUCGUGGUCGUCGUUGUUGGUGGAAAAUAGCCCCCGGGGGUGGGAAAUUGUUUCCAGCUCGUUGGCCAACGCAUGUGACUUGCAAAUCAAGGCCCUAUGGCUCCGGGAGGGGGCGGUAUCGCAUCCGUCAACCCUUUUUGGCACCCUUUUCAUAGGGGAGGGGGUAAAGGGGAAGCCAGGGUCAACCGUUUGUUGUUUAUUGCGUCGGAUAAAUUGAUUAAUAUCAAUUGGCAGGACGAAAAUAAAUCGUCAAGGUUGUUGUGGUGUGGCGUUCGGUGAUCGAUGACUUUCGCGUCGCGGUUUGCUCCGCUUGAUGGUAGCCGUCUGAUGGAGUACCGUGGCAUCAAUUUGCGUGGAGAACGAGUUCCGCUGGCAGGCUGGCUCCGGUAGCUUGUUUAUGAAACUAAUGACACACAGUGUGUCAGUGCACCGUGCCGUGCUGUGCUGUGCCCGCUAGCCUAGCGUUCCAAACGCGAUGAUGAGUCGGUUGGGCAAUUGGACAGAAAAUCAAUUAUCCGUUCAUUAGUUACUGGUCGGCGAUUGAUUCGGUCCGGGAUGCUAGCGGUAUGUGCGAUGCGAUCGGCCAGGAAGUCGCGUCAUGAUAUUGGCUCAUAAUUAAUUUUAAAUUUAUUUAUCGGGCUCCAGUGCGUGGAGACACGUUACGGGGGAAUUGGGAGAUGUCACUGCAUCGAUACGGUUCACUGGCUCGCGCCGGCAAUCAACGCAUUGACUCAUGCGAUCGCCAAUACCCGAGUGUUCCCUGAAAUCGAACCUAAAAGGGAGCCAGGUGCAGGUGCAACACACCCAUGCAGCAUCAUCUGAAGGAGGGUAGGGAAAAAAGGAAAUGAAAUGGUGAGAUAGAGAGAGAGAGAGAGAGAGAGAGAACGGUAGAAUUAGAGGUACAACUUGAACAUAACGAUAAAUAGAUGAUUCUGUGUAUAUAGCUGUUACGGAUAAGUGCUUGAGGAAAUGGUGGAAAUGAAACCGGCGCGCCCUGAAUCCCUGGAAAGCGCGGGAGAAAUAAAGGAAAAGAGCGAGAAGGAAACACUUAAGCUAUCAGCAGCAGCGGCAUGGUGCACGGCCAGCCCUUUACGCGUUUUCGUUUUUAUUUUUUAUUCCAACUUUUGAAUCCCAAAAACCCUCCUCUUGCAGCGGGAAAGCAUCAAUCACGCUUUGCGUUUCGAUUCCAUUCCCUUCGGUGUAGGAGGUACGCAUCGUGUCACACGUCAACAGAGGCCCCCCUGGUGCCCCUUUCUUCAGGCCGCUGUACCGAACGAUGACGCUGCUAGGAUCCAUUUGCCGCCAGUGAGUGAAUGAAGAUGGAUGGAAUUGAGAGCCCAGGUUAUAUAUAUACAUAUAUGAAACUCUAAUCCCCAAUUUGUUAAUGUAAUUAGCUAAGUGCAAGGAGAAGAGCAAGUGGCAAACUGAAAGAUGGAUGGAGCGAUGGAAAAAUGCAUUAAGAAAACCCCAAACCACAAAACCGCUCGCAUAUGGAGAACGCAAAAUUAAACUAAUCUAAACUUUCAGCCAUGUUUCGGGGGCAGGCAGAGGUGGGUGUUGUGCUGAAAGACAGCCACAAAACAGUGAAAUGUUGAUUCUAGACCCCGAUGAUGUAGUUGAGUGCAGCGAAAACACGAAAACAAACCAAAUUACAAUGAAAGAACAAAGCCAACAGUUGAUAGCAGCAAAUCAUACAAAACAUAACAGCAGACAGCAUAAACCACACAGACAUACACGGAGACAGGCGGUGGCGGCGGUGGGAAAAUAGGAAAACCGUAAUAUAAUCAAAGAUGAAUGAUGAGAAUCAUAAACGGAAAAUCCGGAAAAAGGAGAAGAAAAAAAAACAAUCCGUGGAAUCAUGAAUACGUUAGGUGGCUUUUUUGUAUAGACACAGAGGGUAGGACAUAAGUGAACGAGAUUGAUAAAAGAAGAAGAAAAAAAAACACACACGAUAAAGAGAAAAAGAAGAGAAAAGAAUAGAAGAAAAAAGAGAAAUUAAACGGAACGAGCGAGCGAGAAAAGAGAGUGAGAGAGAGAGAGUGCGAUGGAGAUGUGCAUGCUGCAAAUACGAUUCAAGUGUCUAAAGUGAAAAAUGAAAAUUCUGUAAUCCGCAGCGCGCAAUGACGCAAUGGCUCGAUGCGCUAUACUCCAAAACGAGUGACAAACAGUGUGGCGGAUCGGUGGCGUAGCGUAGGCAGCGUUGUAGUCGAUGCUUGUCGCGCAGAAGGACGUGUGGGCGAGGUGAGGUAUUUGGAUAAUAUUUUCAUAACUUUCCGUUGCGAUGCAUGCCCAUCGCCAUGCCAAACAUGGUCAAACGGUAACAAUGGGUUGGCUGCUGGAUGGAGAAGAAGAAAAAAAAACCGAUGUUGAUGAUAA